Molecule: messenger RNA, 969 nt
Organism: Podarcis muralis (Common wall lizard)
Lineage: Eukaryota; Metazoa; Chordata; Lepidosauria; Squamata; Lacertidae
Product: olfactory receptor 6M1-like
Biological process (GO): G protein-coupled receptor signaling pathway
Cellular component (GO): membrane
Molecular function (GO): olfactory receptor activity; G protein-coupled receptor activity
Source: RefSeq, a predicted model, not a curated record
AUGAUCCUGAAUGGAAAAGAAAAUAUCUCGGGAACAGUCGUGACAGAGUUUGUGUUGCUUGGCUUUUCUAGUCUUCAGGGGAUGCAGUUGCCAUUGUUCUGCAUCUUCCUGGUCAUGUAUACAUUAUCAUUAAUUGGCAAUGCUCUGGUCAUCCUCAUAAUCCGCCUUGACUGCCGCCUUCACACACCCAUGUACUAUUUUCUGAGCAAACUCUCCUGGCUGGAGAUUAUCAUCACCACCACAGUCACACCUAAGAUGCUAAGCCUCCUCAUCACAAAGAAAAAAACCAUCUCCUUUUUUGGAUGUGCUAUCCAGAUAACACUGUACUUCCUUUGUGGGACCACAGAAGUUCUCCUGCUUGGUGCCAUGUCUGUGGAUCGUUACUUAGCCAUCUGUAACCCACUGCGCUACACGGCCAUCAUGAGUAGCCAGGUCUGCAUGCUGAUGAUGCUCUUCUGUUGGUUUGGAGGCUUCAUUUGUGUAGCUCUUGGUAUCAUCUUCAAGUCGGGACUACCUUACUGUGGCCCCAAUGUCAUCGAUCAUUUCUUCUGCGACACAGCCCCGUUGACACUGUUACUCUGUGCAGACACCACCCUGGUUGAAAAUAUUGAAUUUGCCUCAUCGUGUUUCACACUCCUGAGCUCCGUCUCUGUGACAGCCAUCUCCUACCUCUGCAUCAUUGUUACUGUCGUCAGGAUGCCCUCAGCCCAAGGUAGGAAGAAAGCCUUCAGCACCUGCAGCUCUCAUAUCACUGUGGCCUCUCUCUAUUAUGGCAGCUCCAUAUUCAUCUAUGUUAGGCCAGCUGGAAACUCUUCUAUGGAUUUUAAUAAGGCAGCCACUGUUCUUAACACUGUGGUUACUCCUUUACUUAAUCCAAUUAUCUAUAGUUUUAGAAAUAAAGUAGUCAAGGAUGUGCUAAAAGAUGCAGUGAAGAAAAUUGGUGCAAUAUUUAGGAAAACAGUUGAUUAA